Messenger RNA from Anguilla anguilla (European eel), 4571 nucleotides. RefSeq names its product secretory carrier membrane protein 4 (gene scamp4). Gene Ontology annotation, biological process: protein transport. The record is from RefSeq and is a predicted model, not a curated record. The coding region runs from base 118 to 819 and encodes 233 amino acids. Gene Ontology annotation, cellular component: trans-Golgi network membrane; recycling endosome membrane. The transcript is spliced from 7 exons. NCBI's taxonomy places the organism in Eukaryota, Metazoa, Chordata, Actinopteri, Anguilliformes, Anguillidae.
AAAUCCUAUAAUUCAGGAUACCGAUUUCCUGGAAUCUACGGGCUGGGUUGGCGUAUCACGAGCUGGAGUUAGCGGUCCUCAGUGAGGGAGGGAUUGGAGAAAAACAAGCUCCUCAAAAUGGCAGAACGGGUCAACAACUUCCCCCCGCUGCCUCGGUUCGCGCCCCGCUUCUUAAAGCCGUGCUUCUACCAGAACGUGGAGGAGGAGAUCCCACCCCCGCACCGGCAGCUUGUGCGCAGAGUGUACAACCUGUGGAUCUUGUACUCUGCCACGCUGUGUGUGAACGUGGUGUCCUGCAUAGCCUGGUGGGCAGGCGGGGGAAGCGGAGUCAAUUUCGGCCUCUCUCUGCUCUGGCUCAUACUCUUCAGCCCGUGUAGCUACACCUGCUGGUUCAGACCACUGUACAAGGCCUUCCGGGCGGACAGUUCUUUCAACUUCAUGGCCUUCUUCUUCGUGUGUUUCCUCCAGUGUGUGCUGGUCAUCAUCCAGGCUGUGGGCAUCUCAGGCUGGGGGGCAUGUGGCUGGAUCGCGGCGGUGAUGUUCUUCAGCUAUAACGUGGGCUCGGCUGUGGUGAUGCUGUUCUCUGCUCUGCUCUUCUCUCUGGUGGCAGUGCUGAUGGUGCUGGCUCUGUACAGAGUGCACCGGCUGUACCGCGGCGGCGGGGGCAGCAUGCAGCGCGCCCAGGAGGAGUGGAGCAGCGGGGCGUGGAAGAGCGCCUCCGCCCGCGAGGCGGGCUUCAAUGCCAUCUCCGUCAGCGGGCCCAGCCUGCCCCAGUACCCCGCCGCCGUGCCCAGCUACCCGGAGAGCGGGCCCUGGUGAUGUGAUGCCCUGACCAGCCACUAGAGGGAGCAGUGGAGCCGCUCCUACCAUCUCAGACCCCGCCCCCCCAUCCCCCCCCCCCCCGGCUCCACUUUCCCCGCCACACUCUGACAGGUGGAAACGGGUGCGCUGCGGUUUUUUAAAAAGCUCUACGCAGGCGCGGGGAAGAUUAUCAGUGCCCGUGCGGGGCGUAGACGCUAACCGCCGCCGCCCCGCCCUCCCAAACAGAUUCCGAACGGCCGCGUUGCCCGCGGCAACUCCGCUGUGCUGAGACCACCGUUGGAAACAUUCCUGAAGGCCUUUAAAAAAAAAAAAAUUAAAAAAAAUUAUAUGUACAUAUGCGUAAAUUGUAAAUUGUAAAAUGAAAAAAAGAUUCAUUCCGGUCAUCGUCAUUCCAUAUUUUGUUUACAGAGAACAAUUGGGGUUUUUCCAAAAUAUAUAUAUAUAUUUUUUUUUUUUUUGCCUGUCAUGGAUAUUGUAGAAAUAUGAGUCAAAGCACUUAUCGCAUAUCUCAACAUUUCUUUUUUCAUCAAAUCCAUUAUCUGUUCACUCAGUUGGGUCGUGGAAUUGAUGGCAAGAGCAGAUUUAUUACUCUGGAGUAAUAACCACCUUUUAAAAAAAAUUAUCCCCAAUCAGUUCAAAUUAAUCGGUUCGGUAGGGUUAGACAAGUUGGGGAAACCCCAGCCAUGUGACAUAUUGACAUUGUAGCUGACAGUACGGUAGACUUUAUAGAAUACACAGAGGGGAGCAUUGGGUUUUGAAUGUUAGAGUGGGUAUUGCUUUAUUAGACAACUCUGGGGUUUAAACAAGGAGUUACACUGGGACUCCCGUUCACUCUCGCUGCAUCGUUAGCUUUGAAGCUUUAAAAGCCUUUCUAGAAGCCUAGCGCAUUUCUCGGUUUACGUUUGUGAGAUUUUUCGGCGCACUCUAGCGCAGCUUUAAACGCGAGCUCGUUGAGACAAUCCUUCCGCGGAAUGACAUUUCGUCCCACUUCCUGGGGUUAAACGUUGCGCUUGGUCGCAGGCGUUUCGGUGGAGCAGAAGGGUCGGAUGAGUCACAGGGAGGGGGGUUUUAUGGAAAUCGGGCUCCGUUCCAAUUUAGCCUCUUAAGCCCCGACUUUUGGGGCGCACCAAUCCUGCGUUAGCGAUGUGGGGGAGGGUCUGUGAUCUAGUCACGCCCAUGUCCUCUGCUGGACUUCCAUGGAAGAAUGAGUGGCUCAGUUUGGGGGGGGGGGGGUGAUAUUAUUGCAUGUGUUCAGCACAAAACUGAACCUCCGGCAAAGAAAAUGGCCGCCAGCCUCAUUUCCGCUUAAAACCGCUGACUGAACACAACUGACAUAGUGAAGAGACCGCGUCGAAUGAAAACACACGAUUGCAGUCACAAUCGGCCAAUCGCAACACAGGAUUACAGUCACAAACGCACGAUUGCAGUCACAUUCGGCCAAUUGCAACACACGAUUUCAGUCACAUUAUGCCAAUCACAAUGGCGCAUUACAUCACUAGAACAUCCUAACUGGAGAAUGCAUACCGGUAGUCAGCAUGUCCGCGCUCACCUGUUUAGAUGUUGGCGUUACUGUGGAGGAUGUUGCGCCAUUUUCUCCACGGUUCUGAGCUUCAGCUUGAGAGUUCUGUUCCUCCGGUUUUCAGAGUGACCGCUGAAGACAAGCAAAAGCCAGAGCACCAGAAAGUGACCUGUGAAUUCACCAAUUACUUCCUGAAAUUCAGCACGGAAAAAUUACUUCAGUUUGAGUCGCAUAGUCCUAACUGCAGCUGGGUAUCAUUUGAAAUGGCACGGAAAACCGUUCUCAUUUCCUUUACGUGCAACACAACAGAAAAACAAUGUUUUAAGACAGUUGGGGAAGUGCUUUCUAAAAGAAAAUGAGCUGUAAUAUGUCAUUGCUAGGACGCAGAGCCUGCUUUGUUGGGAGUGGUCCACAAUUUCAGAGAUUCCUUUUUGUGUGUGAUGUCAUAAUGAGGAUUGACCUUUGACUGGAACAGCUGGAGCAGCUGCAGGAUCGAGAGAUUCUGUCCUUAAUGAUUAUUCUGCCAUCAGUGCUUGUGCAGUGGGCACCUCAGAACACACUUUCUUUCCCAAAAAAGUCAUCCCUUACACUAGCCUGGGGUGUGAGCUUUGAGGCAGCCCUGUUUCCACUUGUGCACCUUCGCGUGCUGUUUACACUAAAAUUCUGAAACUGGACCUGCUGGGGCCAACCCGAAAUCUUUCUGCGUGUGUAAAUAUUGCAUUAACAACUUUUUUGUAAACUAACGUGUUAAAGGGUAGUAAGAAAAAAGAUUUUGGACAGAGAGCUGCCACUCAAGGACCAGGGUUUGACCCCUUUGAGUUCACCACGAUUACAAGGUUUUUGGAGUGGACAGUUUUACCUCUCCACCCCCCCUCCCCCCCCCCCCCCACCACAGUAGCGAGGGAAUGUAGAGCUACGUGCCUGUGUUCACAGCACCCCACAAGUGUGUGUGUGUGUAAGCGUGCAUUUUCUUGAUAGCAUUGUUGUCAUUAUAUUUAAUGUUUUUUUUUUAUUUUUUAAAUACACACACCCACCGUUGCCUCACGUAUGAAGACCCCCUGUACGACACGCCUUAACGCUUGCGGUAGUCACCCUCGCAUGGCGAGUAAAUCGCGCUCGAUUCUCACCCGCUUCCGCUCUUCGCUUUAAACAGGCGCUGUUCUGUCUGCGCUUUCACUGAACACACGCCCUUAUCUCCCAACAGCACUCAGACGCACUCACAGACCGUGUAUUGUAUCGACUUUAAAGGACACCUUGGGCUUUUUCACUGAAAUAUUUACCACCAGGAUUUUACCUUUACAAUUAUCGUUUUAACACGCACUAAUUGUACCUUGAAUGUUAAUCUUACAUCUUCUUGGGGGGAAAAGUCAAGCAGCUGAAUACAAACCAACGGGAAAGUGCUGAACUGGACAUACUCAGUGCAAGCCAAGCCAACUGACCUGACCUGAAGGGCAGAUUCUCAAAGGCUCACCAUGUCCAAACGAGCGCUUGGUUUCUCCCGUUGCUGACUCGCCCUGGGUGUCUUUAAACAAAGCCUCACAAGUCCGCUCUGCCCAGACAUCAGAAUGCCAGCUCUCCAUCUUUAGCGGUGCCCAUGGUGAUGAUGUCCUUUUUUUUUCUGUUCUGAUUUAGCCAUGCGGUUUCCUUUGUUCCCUGUAGUUAGGAGCUGGUGCACCCUCCCUCCCUCUCUCCCUCUCUCUCUCUCUCUCUCUCUGUUUUGUCAGUGUUCCCGCACAUUAACCAUCUCAAUCUCCUAAUAGCUGGAGCGCUGUGUUUACAGUCAGACCGGCCGGGCUGACUUACUGACUGACUGACUUGCGGCCAUGUAUCGCUAACUGAAUAUGUGACUUGAGUUUUUUUUUUUUUUUUUUCUUUUAAACUAUUUGAAGUGCUGCUCCCCCCCACGUUGUACCUGUGUGGGGGGAGAUAGUUUGUUUUGGAGACUAUAGUUCAUCUCUGAUAUGUGCUGUUGUUAAAAUUUUAAUACCAUUGAAUAUAACUUACAUUUCAUAUGCAUUUUUAAAAGCUUGUUUAUAUAUAUAUAUAUAUAUAUACAUAUAAAUAAUGUAUGUAUAUCUAUAUAUACACACACAGUUUAUAGAAUUUUUUUAUGGAAACAUUGAAGAAACAUAAGUUGUGUGGUUAUGAAUUUGUGCCUGCCUAAAUCACUGGCUUGUUUUGAAAUUCCAUCUGGAUAAAUAUUUAUCUCAAUAAACAUUCCUGUUAUGAA